AUGGCACAACCCGCAUCACAAAAGCGGAAAAUGCCCCAACGAGUCACUCGUAACACCAAGAAAUCAAAACCCGCACCUGUUCCACCUUCUUCGCGUGCCAAACGAUCCACUAAACCAACCACCAAGCGAUCCACUAAUCACCAACAACCGCCAGCUGAAACAAACUCGUCGACAUCGUCAGACGAAUCUGACAAUUCAGAUUCGUCAGAGGAUGAAAAUGCAUGGGAGGAUCAAGAUGAAGAUGAUCAUGACGACCCAGCAACAGGCGCACAGCCACAAACACAGACUCAUCAACCUCAUUCAAAUGCUAGGCUCAAACACAAAAUCACACUUGAAAACUACCAGGAUCUCGACUUGGAUAUUUACACUAUCAACGAACUCCUUUCAGCCACUGGACGCAAAACUCGCAAUCGCAUCCCAUCUGAUAUCCAAAAAGAAUUGAAAAAUCUUCAAUUCAUGUACCGGCGUGCCAAGAAAAUGCUUGCAUUAGCUGCCAAAUGCAGCGAAAAGACAGUGAAUGAAUUCCUUGAGUAUCAGAACGAAACAAAACUUUUAUCAAAACUUUCUGAAGUAUAG
Messenger RNA from Melampsora larici-populina 98AG31, 576 nucleotides. RefSeq lists its product as uncharacterized. Bases 1 to 576 code for a protein of 191 amino acids. The transcript has 2 exons. The record is from RefSeq and is a predicted model, not a curated record. Lineage: Eukaryota; Fungi; Basidiomycota; Pucciniomycetes; Pucciniales; Melampsoraceae.